AUGAUGCUGGGUGCACUCCAAAACAUCCUCCCAGGUUUACAACUUGAAGUGACAAUCCCAGAUCUUGAAACCCCCAAUACCGAUCAGUCUAUCAUUCAUACUAAAGGCCGGCCUGACCUCAUUAGCGCCAUCAUCAAUGAGCGCCAGCAGCAGUUAGAUGCAGUUUUGCACGAGAUCUCAGAUCAGGAAAUCGUUCUUCCGCAACUCGUCAAAAAGAAGGGCAGGAUCACCCAGUCCUUGAAUCUACACAAGGGUCUCGGAUCGGCUCUCUGGCGCUUGCCAACUGAGGUCCUAUCCCACAUUUUCGUUUACUGUCUCCCGGAAGACGAGCAGUUCUCACCCGAACCAGACCUGGCCCUCAUGCUACUAACCAGAGUAUGCCGACGAUGGAGGGAGGUUGCUGUGGGUCUGCCCAGUUUAUGGUGCAGACUGUAUAUGGAACUCGACGCCAGUGACUCGCUGCGGGCAGCUUUCUGCUACGACUCGUGGCUCAAGCGGUCCCGAGGAUGUCCGCUCUCAUUAGCACUCGACUGCCACGCCAUCGACUCAACCAAGCUACGAAGCCUUAUUCAGCCUUAUGUCCAUCAAAUCUCGUCUCUCUCUAUCCCAGACCCCGACCAACCAGAACUUCUGUUAAACAACCUGCCAGCACUUCAGGAGUUGACCAUAGUGGGGAUCGAUCAUCGGCUUCCACCUAUUGCACCAUUCAUCUCACGACUCCCGUCCACUCUGCGCAGUCUGCGUAUUAAGGAGGCGUGGUUCAACGUCAGGGACAUAUCUUCUUUCAAUCCCGUGUGGGCCCAACUCACAAAGGUCGACAUCGACAUAGUUCGUUCGAAUGUAUUGCUCCACUUGCUCGAGCUAUGCCCCAAUCUCUCCUCGUUAACGGUUCGCGCAGAUUAUGACGGAAUACCAACCUUGGAGCCAUUCACGCACACGGCAAUUCAAUCCAUCGACAUCUAUUUUUUCCAUUAUGCCACUUUAUCUGGCCUGUUCGAUGCUCUAUCACUCCCCAAUUUACGAGUGCUUGUAGCUAGCCAUGCGCGAACAUGGCCUCAUGAGAAGUUCAAGGCAUUUUUGGUACGGUCAAAGUGUUCCCUGGAGAGCCUGACUGUCAGAGCCGGUCUAGAGAGGAUGACGCAUGAGCAGCGUGCAGAAUGCGUUGUCCUUUAUCCUUCCCUCAAAAUAAACUCAGGGAGGAAUCGUUCGACGGUCUUUCGUGGCGCGUGCGUUAGCAUGACUGACGGCGACCACAUCUUCAAUCGGAGUUUUAGCUCCUGCCAGACGGAUGGUAAUGAUGGCGUAUACGUUUACGACCUUGUCCAUACCCUCCAUGGUGUCGUUGGUUGCGAUAUUGAGAUUCACUUGCACAAUGACACCGGCAUGGCCAUCACCAAAGCUUACUGCACAUUGAAGGCUGGUGCAACAAACAUUGAUACCUGCCAAGUACAUACAACUUCCCCAUGUUGCAUCGCAAAGACAGUGGAAGUCAACGUGCCAUUCAUGAACCCGAUCACAGGUUACUGUGCAUUCACACCCAAGGCUGGUAUCCACGCUAAGGCGAUCUUGAACAACCCCAGCACAUAUGAAAAUUUCAAGCCUGAAGAAUUUGGUCUCACGCGAUACGUCUCAAUUGGACUCCGUUCCACUGGCUGGAACGCUUCAAGUCAAGAGUCGAGCAGCUCGAGCUCAAAGUCACCGAUGAUUAAGGAGCUUACUGAUGUUUGUACGCAAUUUAUGGAUGAUGUCGACUCUAUGCUGCGCGCAUACCACUCCGGCAUUCAGUCUGGAGAGCUCACAGUUGGCCAGAAGGAGGCGCUCGACCGACUACUCCAGCAGCACCGCGAGUCCUCGAGAGAACGUGUGGAGCCAGAGGCUCCUGCCGCUAUAUAA
Suillus paluster is the source of this 1893-nucleotide messenger RNA. RefSeq lists its product as uncharacterized. Gene Ontology annotation, molecular function: catalytic activity; protein binding. Lineage: Eukaryota; Fungi; Basidiomycota; Agaricomycetes; Boletales; Suillaceae. Bases 1 to 1893 code for a protein of 630 amino acids. The transcript has 8 exons. The record is from RefSeq and is a predicted model, not a curated record.